GACAGCGACAGGAGAGCCACCAAUAGCGGGUGGCGUGGGAUCAGCUACACCGAUUUAACUAAUCCUACGGACGCCCAAAGGUGCGGUGGAUCCCCGGCAGUAGGUGCGCUACAGAGAAACCUGGGAAGGACGAACGACCUCGGCCAAACGAGUGGAUUGUAGCGUGCAUCUGUAGGGCUGCUCCCCCACAAUGAUCAUAACACUGCGGGCUCUCUUCGAGCAAGGGAGGACAUUUUUGGAUGCGCAGAAAACAGUAAUCGAAGAUUUCGCCAUGAACAAAAACAAGAGAGAAAGAGAGUUCUACAGCCUUGAUGUUGGGGAUUCGACUUUCACAGUACUGAAGAGAUACCAGAAUCUAAGACCCAUCGGCUCAGGAGCACAGGGAAUUGUCUGCUCUGCUUACGACCAAACCCUAGACCGAAAUGUUGCCAUCAAGAAGCUGAGUCGGCCGUUUCAAAAUCAAACCCAUGCCAAGAGGGCCUACAGAGAGCUAGUCCUAAUGAAAUGCGUCAAUCACAAAAAUAUCAUUGGCCUUCUAAAUGUAUUUACACCACAAAAAUCAUUAGAAGAGUUCCAAGAUGUAUACUUGGUGAUGGAGCUGAUGGAUGCCAACUUGUGCCAGGUCAUUCAGAUGGAGCUGGACCAUGAGAGACUGUCCUAUCUCCUCUAUCAGACGUUGUGUGGUAUCAAACACCUCCAUGCUGCAGGCAUAAUUCACAGGGACCUCAAGCCCAGUAACAUAGUUGUCAAGUCAGAUUGUACACUGAAGAUUUUGGACUUUGGCUUGGCUCGGACGGCUGCCACAGGCCUCCUGAUGACACCGUAUGUUGUUACACGCUACUACAGAGCACCAGAGGUUAUCCUGGGCAUGGGCUACCAAGCCAAUGUGGACGUAUGGUCAGUGGGCUGCAUAGUGGCCGAGAUGAUCAAGGGAAGCGUGUUGUUCCCCGGCACUGAUCACAUCGACCAGUGGAACAAGGUAAUUGAGCAGUUAGGCACUCCAUCUCAGGAUUUUCUCAUGAAGUUGAACCAGUCAGUAAGAACGUACGUAGAGAACAGGCCACGCUAUGCUGGAUACAGCUUUGAGAAACUCUUCCCAGAUGUGCUCUUCCCUGCCGACUCAGACCACAAUAAACUGAAAGCAAGCCAAGCAAGAGAUCUCUUAUCCAAGAUGUUAGUGAUUGAUGCCUCCAAGCGCAUUUCUGUAGAUGAGGCCCUGCAGCACCCCUAUAUCAAUGUUUGGUACGACCCAGCUGAAGUGGAAGCGCCACCUCCAAAGAUCUUAGAGAAACAGCUGGAUGAGAGGGAGCAUACCGUGGAGGAGUGGAAAGUGCUUAUUUAUAAGGAAGUGAGUGAAUGGGAGGAGUGGACAAGAAAUGGUGUGAUAAGAGGCCAGCCGCCUCCUUUAGGUGCAGCAGUGAUUGAAAGCCCCCCUCAGCCCAGGUCCUCCUCUUCUUCGGCCAACGAUGUCUCGUCCAUGUCCACAGAACCCACUGACCCCAGCAGUGACCCCACCAUGACCUCUGAAACAGACAGCAGCUUGGACAGCCACACCUCUCUGGGUGCACUGGCCUGCUGCAGAUAACGCACAUAUACAAUACACACACACACACACACACACACACACACACACACACACACACACACACACCCAAAGCAAACCCUUUCUCAUCAGUGUGUGUGGUGUGUGGGAUGGGAGAGGAUUUAGGCCAAUGGAAGUUCUCAUGUUAGUUUGUAGAGCUGCGCUUUUAAUGUACAGUUUAUUAUUUCCCCUCCCCCUAUACUGCUGUAAAUGAUUGUGGUUGGAAAUUGUAUCAUUAUUACUGUAUUUUUGCUGCAAAGAAUCAGAGUAUGUUUUGAUGUGAAUCUGUGGUGUAUGUUUUGAAAGAGAGGGAUUUGAGUGUACUUUACUACAUUGCGGUUUUUUAGCUACUGCUACACAGUUGAAUACCAAGCUGUUGGCACUGCAAUAUUAUGUUAAGUAUAUUUUUGAAUUGUUCAUUGGCAUUUUUUUAAUUAUUUUUGGGACAUUUGAAUGAAUCUACACCUAUUCUCUUUUUAACAAUAGAAUAUAGCGCACUUCAUUUUGUAUCCAAUUUUAAAUGAAUGAUUUUUAUUUUGACAUUGUUCCUCAUCUUUCUUGUAGAAAGCAUCCUUUGGUGUAUCCAAGUUAACUUAUUUCUUAGUAUUAUGUCACCUCUGAUCGUGUGCGUCUCGACAAGCAGUCAUAUGGUUUAAUUGCCCUGACACUGAAUUUCUUUUUUACUAUAGCACACUGUUAACUGACUGUAUUUGAACUUGUUAAGUUAUUUAGAUGUAAUUUGUAAGCGAUUGUCUGUUGGAUGAGCAAACACAGGGUGAAUGUAAGUAAGUAGAAAUGUGGUAUAGUGAGGAGCCAGUGAUUACUGUUAGCGCUGUAACAAAUGUAAUAUGGGCCACUCCACUGGCUAGAAUGAGUUCUGUAUUUGGGGAUUGUCACCAGAGACUAAGUCUAAAUUAGUCACUUUACCCUUUUGGCAGGUUCUUUCAGGCGUUAUUCACAGCUGUCUGAUAUUUAAAAACUUUAAUUUAAGUGCCCUUACUCAGUUAAGUGAUUUUCAGUCCUCUCUGUUGUAGAUUUUCCUCUCUUCUGUGGUGCAUCUUUCUGAGUUCUACCUCACACAAGCACACACUCACUCAAACACAUUUCUUUAAAGAUACAGUUUGUAUAUCAUGGCACACAUAAUUCGAAAGAAAUGUGAAAAAAGAUCAAUUUUCUUUUCUGUAUUUGCAUUAUUUAUUUAUUUCGAGCUAGGAGAUGUCUAUUGUAUGUAAUGUACAUUUCAUUCAGAAGUACUAUUUAUAUGCAUUUUUUUUUAUUUUUUUUUGUUUUCUGUGCAAUAUAAUUCAUAGAUUAAUAUAGCCAGUCAUUGAUCUGUACAUUUUACUGUAGAUGUAUGUGUGUUUUCUGAGAGUCAGGAAACGUGCCAUGGUAAUCUUGGAUGUAGUUGAUUGCUCAAAUUCCCAAAAUGUCCUUUUGCUCUUUUUAAUGGUUGGGCACUCCAGGAAGUAACCCCUUGCAUCAGCUCCCAGAAUGCACUUUGGGGAUUGUGACGCAUGCCCUGACCUGUUCUGGGCCACAUCUCAACUAACUGUUGUGGCCUUCUCUUAUUUUUAUGUUAUUUUCCUCUUCUCCACCUCUUCAAAAAUAGAAAAGAUAGAAUAGACCACGCAUGAGUUUUCUCUGGUUUUAGUGCAGGUAUAUUUAGAGGAAAGCCAUUCAGCACUACUGGGAUAAUGCUGCAGUCUUCUGAUGGUUUGGCUAAUAUGACAGCAGACCUGUUGUGGUGUGUUUUGCUCAGCCCAGUUGUGUGACGUUUAGCCUUUAGAUCUGAAAAUGCCUCACUAACAGACGAUUACAUACAUCAGAAACUGUCUACCUUCAACUCCAGCAAAUAAAAGAUUUAAAUUUUAA
Messenger RNA from Etheostoma cragini (Arkansas darter), 3454 nucleotides. It is a transcript of the gene mapk8a, whose product is annotated as mitogen-activated protein kinase 8a. The transcript is spliced from 13 exons. Gene Ontology annotation, biological process: JNK cascade; protein phosphorylation. Gene Ontology annotation, cellular component: nucleus; cytoplasm. The record is from RefSeq and is a predicted model, not a curated record. Gene Ontology annotation, molecular function: JUN kinase activity; ATP binding. Bases 191 to 1585 code for a protein of 464 amino acids. Lineage: Eukaryota; Metazoa; Chordata; Actinopteri; Perciformes; Percidae.